Girardinichthys multiradiatus is the source of this 2514-nucleotide messenger RNA. RefSeq names its product extracellular calcium-sensing receptor-like. Gene Ontology annotation, molecular function: G protein-coupled receptor activity. The coding region runs from base 133 to 2514 and encodes 793 amino acids. The transcript is spliced from 6 exons. Lineage: Eukaryota; Metazoa; Chordata; Actinopteri; Cyprinodontiformes; Goodeidae. Gene Ontology annotation, biological process: G protein-coupled receptor signaling pathway. The record is from RefSeq and is a predicted model, not a curated record. Gene Ontology annotation, cellular component: membrane.
UUGUUGGCACAUUGUUCUAAGACUGAGCAGCAACUAUGCACACAUAGAGGAGAUUCUGAGGACCCUCAACUAGUUAAGGAUGGGGACAUUUUGCUCGGGGGAGUCUUCUCUUUCCAUGUCAGCUGGAAUGAAAUGCAGACUGCUUAUAUGGAAAAACCUCAGCGCCUGCAGUGCACCAGAGAAUUUCAGUUGGUCCAGGCAAUGCUUUUCACCAUCGAGGAGAUAAAUAACAGCUCCGACCUACUACCGGGCAUUUCUCUGGGCUAUAACAUUUAUGACACUUGUGGAUCCAUUGCUAGAAGUGUUAAAGUGUCGCUGGCCUUGGUUAAUGGUAAUGAAAAUGUGUCUGCAAUUUCUGGGGUAUGUAUAAGACCUGCACAAGUACAGGCUAUAAUGGGAGAGGCUUCAUCAUCUCCAAGCAUGGCUAUAGCUACUAUAAUUGGACCAUUUAAUGUCCCACUGAUAAGCCAGUUUGCCACAUGUGCAUGUCUCAGCGAUAAAUCUAAAUACCCCUCAUUUCUCAGAACAAUACCCAGUGACUACUAUCAGAGCAGAGCACUGGUCCAGUUGGUGAAGCACUUUGGUUGGACUUGGGUUGGAGCUGUUAGAACCAAUGAUGAUUAUGGCAAUAAUGGCAUGGCUACAUUCACAGAAACUGCAGAGCAGUUGGGCAUUUGCCUUGAAUAUUCUCUAACUUUUUUCAGAACGGAUCCACAGGACAAGAUACAAAAGAUAAUUGAAAUUAUAAAAUCUUCAACCACAAAGGUGAUUGUUGCUUUCAUUUCCCAAGCUGACAUGGAUGUUCUCCUACAUGAGCUUUCCAACCACAACUUGACUGGCUAUCAGUGGGUUGGGAGUGAGGCCUGGAUUUUUGAUUUUCAAAGUGCCUUGAGAGAUAAUAAUCACAUCUUAGAUGGAGCUAUAGGCCUUUCCAUCCCCAAAGCACAUGUCACUGGUCUCAAAGAGUUCAUACUUAAUGUGAAACCACUCUAUUUAACAAACAAUGACUUGUUUAUAGAGUUCUGGGAGGCGUUAUUUAACUGCAAGGUCAAGCAGUCAAAUAUAGAUGAAAUCAAGAGGCUAUGCACUGGACAUGAGAAUCUGACUGGAGUGGAAAACAGCUUCACUGACAUGUCACUCAUGCCCAUGUUUAACAAUAUGUAUAAAGGAGUGUAUGCUGUGGCUCAUGCUCUGCACAAAAUUCUAGGUUGCAAUAAAACAUGUAACAACAAGGUGCCACUAGAUCCAUUCAUGAUUUUACAGCAUAUAAAAGGAAUUUACUUCAAAACAAAGGAAGGAGAUGAGGUUUACUUUAAUCAGAAUGGAGAUCCAGCUGCUAAAUAUGAAAUUAUAAACUGGCAGCCAAAAGAAAAUGGCCCUGUGGACUUUGUCACAGUUGGUUUUUAUGAUGCAUCUUUACCUGCAGACAGACAGAUGAAUGUGCAACAGAAGUCUGUAAUUUGGGCUCAGAAUUCGGUGCAGGUACCUGUUUCAGUUUGCAGUGAGAAAUGCCCCCCAGGAACACAUAAGGUUCUCGAGAAAGGAAAACCUGUGUGCUGCUAUGUCUGUAUACGUUGUGCAGAGGGAGAAAUAAGCAACAGCACAGAUUCUGUGACCUGCAUAAGAUGCCCCUCUGAAUUCUGGCCAAAUUUACGAAGAGAUGCCUGCAUAAAAAAGGAGGCUGAGUUUUUGUCACAUCAAGAAAUUAUGGGAGCAUUGCUCACUGCAGGAUCUUUAGUUGGAACAUGUAUGACUGUGGUUGUUGCACUUAUUUUUGUCAGAUACAAAAAAACUCCUCUUGUGAGGGCAAACAAUUCUGAGUUGAGCUUCCUGUUGCUCUUCUCUUUGACCCUGUGUUUCCUCUGCUCUCUGACCUUUAUUGGAGAGCCAUCUGAGUGGUCCUGCAUGCUGCGUCACACAUCAUUUGGCAUCACAUUUGUCCUUUGUAUUUCCUGUGUUCUGGGGAAAACUAUAGUCGUCCUAUUGGCAUUUAAUGCAACACGGCCAGGCAGAAAUGCUAUGAAAUGGUUUGGAACUGCACAACAGAGACUCGGCGUUCUGGGUUUCACACUUAUACAAGUUGUGAUUUGUAUUAUCUGGUUAACCAAUUCACCUCCAUUUCCAUCCAAAAAUUUUAAAGAAUUCAAGGACAAAAUCAUCUUGGAGUGUUCUCUGGGUUCAGCAGUGGGCUUCUGGGUUGUCCUUGGCUACAUAGGAUUUCUCGCAACAUUAUGUUUUAUUUGUGCUUUUCUAGCGCGUAAACUGCCUGACAAUUUCAACGAAGCCAAAUUUAUAACUUUCAGCAUGCUGAUAUUCUGUGCUGUAUGGCUCACUUUUAUCCCAGCGUAUGUCAGCUCUCCUGGGAAGUUUAGUGUUGCUGUAGAAAUCUUUGCUAUUCUUGCCUCCACUUUUGGAAUACUAGUUUGUAUUUUCAUUCCUAAAUGUUAUGUCAUGUUGAUGAAACCAGAAAAAAAUACAAAAAAGAAUAUCAUGGGAAAGGUGGUUUCAAAAUAA